AUGCCAGGCGACGACAAGGGCCAAGCUGUGCUCUUUGGCAGCAAACUGGCCAAGCAUGACCAAGAUGUUCCCGCCGUUGAGGAAAUCUCCCUGACAGACGAGACCGCCACGGCCAGCAGUGGCGCCGCCAUUGGCAACGAAAACGAUACCGCGACGACGACAAACGCCGCUACCGCAGCUCCUGUCGAGAUCAAAGCCAUCCUCUCGCCCAUCACGCCCGCCUCGCCAGCUCCGGGUAGCAUCCACAGUGGCAGCAGCGGCGCCGCGAGCGACUUCAUCCCCCUCGUUACUGUCGUCGGCUUCCAUCAUGCGCGCGGACCAGAGGUCGAAUCGUGGUUCGGCGUCGACGACGGCACGGACCCGGCCGCCGACUACAACUGGCACCUGCUGCCUUUCAUGGCCCUCAGCGACGGCGCGCACGCCUCCGAGGAGGACUUUUCUUACUUUACCCUUCUGCGGCCCGCCACCGCCGACAAGCCGGCCUGCUCGCUCUUUGGCAUCUCCUGCACCCGCCAGAUCGACUCGGCCGCCCUCCUAAACCGCCCCGCCGACGUAACGCGCUCUACGGUCCAGAAGGCCGUCGUCGUCAUCGCCGACAGCCCGCACUUUUUUGGCGUCCUCCGCGAGAGGCUCGGCAUGGUCACGCACGCCUGGUUCGCCCAGCGCGAGUUCACCGACGUUGAGAUUCUGCGCCGCUUCCAGGAGAGUCUCGCCGACGAAAAGGCCCGCGGCGACUUGGCAGAAACGGGUAGCAGGGAUCAGUAUUUGGGGAUGAGUUUGCGUGAGCUGAUUCACGAAUACAAGUGGCAGACCUUGGUGCUGCUCAAGUGUUGUCUGUUGCAACCAAAGAUGUUAUUCUUUGGCUCGCGAUGUGACAAACUCUGCAUGGUUCAGUUUGCACUCAUAUCGUUCAUACCCGGCUUGAUACGGAACCUACAAGACUGCGCCGAUCCGGAGCUCAACGCAUACGAGGAGAAGCUGGCCCCGUCUACCAGCCUGCAGAGUAGCAACCGUAGCUCAUUACUGCAAUUCAUGGGCUUGCCGCUGCAAAUAUUCGGUAAAGGCGCCAUUUUUGGACCGUAUACUCCUCUGCAGCAACUCGACCUGCUCGCCGACGUUGGCACCAAAUCGUACCUGGUUGGCAGCACAAAUUCGCUGCUCCUGCAGCAAAGGGACAGAUAUAGCGACAUUCUCAUCAACCUCGACGAGGGCACCGUCAAUAUUACAUCGCCUUCUCUAAAGGCCGCACUAGCGUUGACGGCCGCAGACCGCAGAUGGAUCGACUUGUUGACGCACCAGAUCAAUGAAACGUGGGAUGAGUCCAACCCCAGCCGCCCCAAGAACCUACAAUACGCCGGCAGCGAGGAAUACAUUCGCUCACAAUUCGAGUCGUAUAUCCUCGGCCUCAUAUCCUCUGUCAAGUUUCACAAUUUUCUCGCGCAGCAAGGCGAUGUCAGCAAGGGCACAUUUACAAGCGAGGAAGACCCCGCCGUCGAUUUUGGCCUAGAAUGGAUCGCCGCCUGGCAAAAGACAGAAAACUACCGCAUCUGGGAAUCCCACACCGACGCCAACCUUUUUGCCGUGUCGGAGCCCAAACACCCCUGCGCCGGUGGCCUCACCAUAGACGACGUUCAGCGCCGCAUCGCCGACCAGGUCAAGGACUUGCACCUGGACGAGCGCCUCGCUCAGGGCCGCGAGAUUCUGGGUCGCAACCUUGCCGCAGGCCGCGAAAAGGCUUCGUCCAUGUUCAACAAGCUCUACAGCGACGUGGAAUAUCUCCGCGAAUCCCAGCGCCGCCGGGCCGACGAGGCUGCCGUUGCUUCGCGCGCCUCCGUGUCCAGCGACAAGUCCGCGGCCACCACCGGCACUACCGCCCCGUCUGUAGCGUCUCCGACCUUUGCCGUGGACAUGACCAAGGCCCAGGCCACCAUGCAGUCGGUCGGCAACAAGGCCGGCGCGUACAUGUCGAGCUGGGCCUCGUGGGCCGGCGAGAAGCGCAAGAACAGCACCUGGGGCGCCAACUGGCGGAGUGGCGGCGGCGGCAGCAGCAGCAGCAGCAGCAGCAAAACUCAGCAGUCUAGGCAACCCGUCAACGGCUCCACGCCCACCAGCCCCAUUGAUAAAGACUACCAGAUGAUUAGCACGCUGGGAUCCCACACCACCUCCACUGACGCCAGCCACACCCGCAGCCGCGACAGCGCCACCAGCACCACAAUGCGGCCCCUCACCCAGCAGAGCUUCAGCGAGAGCAUCCUCUCCCGCGCGAGCAGCUCCUUUGACAGGCCUCUGACGGGCGAGUCGGUCGACAAGGAUGAUGACGCCCUCGGAGUCACAGCGGUCUCGUCAGCCGCCUCGGACGCCUCCUCCCCCCCGUCUCCCGAAAAGAAGACGUCGGCCGUUUCUACCAGUAAAGUCGACGGCUUUCAGACCGAAGAGCUCGUAGGCAGCAGAAAUGCGUCGCAGGAAUCGACCGAGACGCCGCCGACUCCUGUCGUGGGAACGGCGCCCGUGCCGGGGAGCGCGGUGGAGGCGGAGGAGCGCACAGACAAGGCUGACGAUGCGCCGACAGCGGCGGACACCAAGACGAGGUAA
Molecule: messenger RNA, 2592 nt
Organism: Beauveria bassiana ARSEF 2860
Lineage: Eukaryota; Fungi; Ascomycota; Sordariomycetes; Hypocreales; Cordycipitaceae
Product: transporter Avl9
Exons: 2
Coding region: 1-2592 (863 amino acids)
Cellular component (GO): cytoplasm
Source: RefSeq, a predicted model, not a curated record